AGAGAGAGAGAGAGAGAGAGAGAGCUGGAGAGAGAGAGGAUUUUUGCCAUCUGACAGUGCCAGUACGUUUCAUUCUGCAGCACUCGAGCUCUCGGGGAGCGCGCCUCUGUAACGAAGCACCGCACAAGGGAAAAAAAUAACCUAAACGAGUCCGUGCCGACCGUGCCUCCCGGUCUCGGCUCUGUCCCAGGUGCUGAAAGCGCUGGUGGUGCGUUUCCGUAGCAACCAACGACCAAGUUUAGGCUACACCGCCAAUACUGAUUUCUUAUGACAACAGGAAACCCCGAGUGGUGGAGGAAAGGAGCCCAGUGCGGUGAAUGUUAAGCAACUCUCCGCCACAGACCGAGGUGUGGAUCCCGUUAACGCGAAUAAAUGGGAUAUUCGGUUGGCCGGGCAGGAUGUAAAACAUCUUUUGAAGGAUGGGGAAACAACGCUUCUCUGCGGCGACACUGCCACUGCUCGUUCUGGGUUGGCUCACGGUAUCCGUUACCGCUGGUGACUCAACUCUGUCGGCUCCUGUCAAUGUGACGAUCAGGGAGCUGGAGGCGAACACAGCCAUAGUCACAUGGGAGAUACUGGAGGGAGAUCCUGUCAUCGGAUUUGCCGUCACACAACAGAAGAAGGAUGUGCGCAUGCUGCGGUACAUCCAGGAAGUAAACACGACCACGCGCUCCUGUGCAUUGUGGGACUUGGAGGAGGACACAGAGUACAUUGUCCAUGUCCAGAGCAUCAGCAUGGGAGGCAGCAGUCCUCCCAGUGACCCGGUCAGCUUCAGAACUCCCAGAGAGUCUGAGAAACUGGCCUCCACAGGCCCAGACGAGGUGAACAGGGAGGAGAUGGAACAGGCAGUGCAGCUCAGAGUUGGAGAGCUCAUCAUCAUCGUAGUGGUGCUCGUCAUGUGGGCAGGUGUGAUCCUCCUGUUCUGUCGUCAGUAUGACAUCAUCAAAGACAACGAGCCCAACAACAACAAGGACAAAGCCAAGACCUCGUCAGAGUGCAGUACGCCAGAACACCCACAGGGGGGGCUACUGCGCAGCAACGUCUGAAAACAGCCCCCACUGGCCACUCACCUAUAUGGCAAUAACCUCCAAUCCUAUUCCUCAGGACAGGUGAGGCUACACAGCCAACCAGAACCGUCAUACCUGAGGCUGCAUCCUGAUUCUUCAUACUUCUCCUGAAGUGUGCGUGUCCUUGUAUCUACAACAUGACGAUCACCACUACGAUGAUGAUGAGCUCUCCAGCUCCGAGCUAAGACCCCUGACACCAUCUCCUCCACAAAUCAGCACCUCAGACUACAGCACAGCACCACACCAGGAACCCAGCCCAGCCAAUCCCAGCAGCACAGCCCCGCACCAGGAACCCAGCCCAGCCAAUCCCAGCAGCACAGCCCCGCACCAGGAACCCAGCCCAGCCAAUCCCAGCAGCACAGCCCCGCACCAGGAACCCAGCCCAGCCAAUCCCAGCAGCCCAGCAGCACAGCCCACGAUGGACCACAAUCACCUACCACCCAGAGUGGGGAGACUGAAGAGGUGUAGGGUGAAGCUGCCCCGAGACGCUGAUCUUGGGUCAGCGUCUAGGGUUGUGCCUUUCAGAUUAUAAUACACAAGGUUAAAUGGACACGGGAGGCCUGAUCAUAGAUCAGCACUCCCACUCUGAGGUGCUUUAUGAACAGAGAGGAAUUGACAGGUUUGGUCAGAAAGUUCCAGCUAGACUAUCAGAGGGCAAGGUAAAGUUAUUAUCAUAUUGCUUAAACCUAUCAAAUCAUUUCAGAUCGCAACAGAUGUCUAGAGGGAAGGGGCUAAGUGAUUGUUUCUGGACAAGGAGCCUCUGUCUCCCCCUCCCUCUCUCCAGAUCACUGUCUCUUACACUCUCUAUCUCCCUCCCUCGCCAGAUCACUGUCUCUACACUCUUUAUCUCCCUCUCUCCAGAUCCCGGUCUCUACACU
Molecule: messenger RNA, 1945 nt
Organism: Oncorhynchus mykiss (rainbow trout)
Lineage: Eukaryota; Metazoa; Chordata; Actinopteri; Salmoniformes; Salmonidae
Gene: fndc5b
Product: fibronectin type III domain containing 5b
Cellular component (GO): extracellular region; plasma membrane
Molecular function (GO): protein binding
Source: RefSeq, a predicted model, not a curated record